CGGCGCGGGGACUGGCCGCGAUGGGACCGGAGGCGGCGCAGACAAAGGCGCGGGUGGCGAGGGGCGCGCGGAGGGAGCGGGCCGAAGACGGCGGCGGCGGCGACGCGGGAGACCGAACAAGUGGCUCCUGUCACCUCUCUGAGUACCCCUUAGAGGCCACCCAUCCCAGCCUGACCAAUGUCCACCGCCAGGGAGCAGCCCAUCUUCAGCACCCGGGCGCACGUGUUCCAGAUUGACCCCGCUACCAAGCGCAACUGGGUCCCCGCUGGCAAGCACGCACUUACUGUGUCCUAUUUCUACGAUGCCACCCGAAAUGUGUACCGAAUCAUCAGCAUCGGGGGUGCCAAGGCCAUCAUCAACAGCACAGUCACCCCCAACAUGACCUUCACCAAAACCUCACAGAAGUUCGGGCAGUGGGCAGAUAGUCGAGCCAACACUGUCUAUGGCCUAGGCUUUGCCUCUGAACAGCAGCUGACCCAGUUUGCUGAGAAGUUUCAGGAGGUGAAGGAAGCAGCCAGGCUGGCUCGGGAGAAAUCUCAGGAUGGUGGAGAAUUCACUGGCCCGGCCCUGGCCCCCCACCAGGUUCCGCCGAGCCCGAUGGUCAGCACCAACGGUCCGGGAGAGGAGAAGCUGUUCCGCAGCCAGAGUGCUGAUGCUCCUGGACCCACCGAGCGGGAGCGCUUGAAGAAGAUGCUGUCAGAAGGCUCCGUGGGCGAGGUCCAGUGGGAGGCCGAGUUCUUCGCACUACAGGACAGCAACCAGAGGCUGGCAGGGGCCCUUCGCGAGGCCAAUGUGGCUGCCGCACAGUGGAGGCAGCAGCUGGAGGCCCAGCGGGCAGAGGCCGAGCGCCUGCGGCAGCGGGUGGCAGAGCUGGAGGCCCAGGCUGCUGCAGAGCCGGUGGGCGAGAAGGAGGCGACCGGCCAGUCCGCGGAGCAGCUGGAAGCCAGGGUGCAGACCAAGGACCAGGAGAUCCAGACUUUGAAGAACCAGAACUCGGGGACACGUGAAACACCUGAUACCACUGAGCGUGAGGAGGCACAGCAGAAGGUUCAGGACCUGGAGACACGGAAUGCAGAGCUGGAGCAGCAGCUCCGAGCUAUGGAGUGCAGCCUGGAGGAGGCGCGGGCCGAGCGGGAGCGUGCUCGUGUGGAGGUGGGCCGGGCCGCGCAGCUGCUGGAUGUGCGGCUGUUCGAGCUGAGCGAGUUGCGUGAGGGCCUGGCCCGCCUGGCAGAGGCGGCACCGUAGUUGGCCCGCGCGGGCCUGCGGCCCCCAGGUCCCCUGGCAGGGGCCCAUCUCUGCCUCUGAGCUUUGCGCUGUGUAGAGUUUUCUAGAAUCCAUGGGUGGCGCUGAUACCCAGAUUACAUUUCUGCGAGGCUGUACAAGCACGUGGCUUUGCUGGCUGCGGCCGCCCUGCAUCGCAGGGAUGAGGGCGGGCCACAGCGGUCAUCCCCAUAGGGCAACAGAGAACCCGCAGCCAUCCCGCCCCAUUCUCCAGUCAGACUGACAGCUUCAGAGUGUUUACUGAGGUUCCCUGAGCCCGCCCAGGGCAGUAGCAGCCACAGGUUCACACUCAGGUCUGCGCCGGAGGCCUGGGAGGCUGAGGCCCUCGGCCCGCGCCUUUCUGUCCUUUCUGUCGCCGAAGCGUCUGCCCCACCUUCUCCUUGAAGCGCUUGUUCUGUUGCUUGAUCUUGGCCAGCUCCGCCUUGCGCUUGGCCUCCAGGUCGGGAUCCUGAGGAAGGAAACCUGGCUGAGAUGGGAGCCAUGGCUUCGCAGGGAACGGCUUGGUCCCCAAGCCCAUCCUACCCUUACUGGCCACGCCCCCACGCCCGGCCCUCCCCUCCACUCCCCUCGGCCCACCUUCCCCUCCAGGAUCAGCUGCUUCCGCUUGUUGAUCUCCUUCUUUUCGUCAAAAUGCGAAGCCUCCAGUUUCUAACCAGAGAGGGCACAGGUCAGGGCAGCUCCGCAGGGAGCCCGCUCUGCACCCCCUCUCCCCGUGUGCACCCCGGCGGCCACACUCACGAUCUCGCACUCUCUGCGCACCACGUUGACCUGCGUGAGGAUGCUCAGGACCUCGGCCUCUCCCACCACCAGUUCCUCCAGCUGCUUCUCUGCGGGGCAGGGCGCGAGAGCGGAGUUGGGCUGGGCCUGCCACCGGCCCUCUGCACCCUAGUUCUGGAUGUCUGCACCCAGCCAUAUUUGGACCGAUGACAUUUAAAAGAAGCAAAAUUGUGCCAAACUUGGUGGCACAUGCCUGUCACAGCAUUGGAGAGGCAGGGGAAUCACUGAAUUCCAGGCCAGCUCCUAAGAGCAAGGAUCUGUCUCGAAUAAAUGAGUGAAUAGAA
Molecule: messenger RNA, 2342 nt
Organism: Mesocricetus auratus (golden hamster)
Lineage: Eukaryota; Metazoa; Chordata; Mammalia; Rodentia; Cricetidae
Gene: Homer3
Product: homer scaffold protein 3
Exons: 10
Coding region: 178-1245 (355 amino acids)
Biological process (GO): G protein-coupled glutamate receptor signaling pathway; regulation of store-operated calcium entry
Cellular component (GO): dendrite; cytoplasm; plasma membrane
Molecular function (GO): G protein-coupled glutamate receptor binding
Source: RefSeq, a predicted model, not a curated record